GUCCAUGUGAGGGUGUCGCUUUCAGGGAUCACCUAAAGAUGGUUUUGAGAGGUGACAAAUUCGGGCAAUGUUAAUUGCAUCAAAUAUUUUUAUUAAUAUAAUGAGCACAUGGAAGUUGAUACAGCGACGGUGUUACGAUUUACUUUCAUAUAAAUAUUCACUGCUCGUGAUAUUGGUGGCAUUUACCUGCAUAUUCAUUGGCAUAGUACAUUUUGGAGAGGUAUGGUUGACAUGGAGCAAGGAAAAAUACGAGGCAGUAUUUCAUUCUUUCAACGACAAUAUCUUAGGAAAAUCCUUCCAGAAGAAAUUGUGCCAACAUGUCCCUAUAGAUGUAGUUUAUACAUGGGUAAAUGGUUCCGAUCCAGUGUUUUUAGAAAAUCUUCAGAAGCAUGUUCCCAUUAUGGAUCUUAGCACUGCAGCAUCAAGAUUUAGUGAUAAAGACGAAUUGCGCUAUUCGUUGCGAUCGUUGGAAAUGUAUGCACCCUGGGUGAGGCAUGUUUAUAUCGUUACCAAUGGCCAAAUACCAAGUUGGCUCGAUAUGGAUAAUCCUCGGAUGACUCUAGUCAGUCAUGAAGAUAUUUUUUCAAAUAAAAGUGAUUUACCAACUUUUUCUAGUCCCGCUAUUGAAAGUCAUAUUCAUAGAAUACCUGGAAUCUCUGACAAGUUUUUAUAUUUUAACGAUGAUGUCAUGUUAGGUGCCGAGAUAUGGCCGGAAGAUUUUAUAACUCAAGCAGGCGGACAAAAAGUGUACUUGGCAUGGUGGGUUCCAGAUUGCUCUGACAUAUGUCCAUGGGCAUGGGUCGGCGAUGGAUCCUGUGAUCAUGCUUGUAACACUACAUUAUGCGAGUUUGAUGGUGGAGAUUGUCAAACAACCACUGUCCCUAUUGAUAGUGAGACUAUAAAAGAAAAAAGCGAUGAUUUAUACAAAUAUUUGGAAGAUUCUCGUGAGAACAAUAAUGAAUUAAAUAAUAUCUUACAUGACAAAAAUGUCGUUGAUUUAUUACGGAAUGAUAUAUCAGUGUCUACAGUUCAAAUGUUGCCUUUGUAUAAUCUCAAUACUGUUAAGUCCAUUGACACACUUGAUGAUUUCAGAAAUAAUGGUAAUGUGGAAUUGUAUAUGCGAAGUAAUGUAUAUGUAAAAUCUAAUGAUAAAAAAAUCUAUAAAUUUGCAGGUGUUCUUCAGCCUGUAUAUUCUAAACUUUUACGCAGAAAUCUUUUAAAUAAAACUGCUAAGCAUGUUGAACAAUUGAGACGCCACCAUAAUGACAUAAAUCUCGCACCAUCCAACAAUUCUGUUAAGUUCGGUAAAUUCGCAUAUUCGAAUCAAUGGAAACACAAUAUACGAGGACUUGAUACUUACGCGGAAUCUUUAUUAUAUGUUAAUAAGAUAUAUAAUGUCGCUUAUGGUCUCGAACGAAGAAAAGUACCAGCGCAUAUGCCACAUUUAAUAGAUAAAUGGAUUGUAAAUGACAUGCAAGAGAAAUUCAAGUUUGAGUUUAAAAAAACGUCUAAUCAUAAGGUGAGAGAUUCCGAAGACAUGCAAUUCGCAUUUUCUUACUUCUACUUUUUGUCCAGUGAAAAACGAAAAGUACCUAUCGGAGAAAUAUUUGAUAUGUUUGACACUGACAAAUCACGAACUUGGUCAGAUAGGGAGAUAAGAACGCUUUUAUCAAGAUUAUAUCCAUUACCGCUAGAUUAUAAUUUGGUCAUGGAAUUUGAAAAUGCGAUAACAAAUUGUUCUCAUGACACUGUUUUAUCAGAAAUUAUUGAUGUCCCACCUGGAGAAAGAUACCUAGAUUCUACUCUCCCGAUAGUUUCUAAAGAAUUGAUAUUGAAUUGUGAAUCAGUGUCUAGAAAAAUGCAAUCGAAAUUCGGUGAAAGUAGCCGGUAUCCACAUGAAAUAAUAAAAGCUGGAAAAAAUGAAAUUUUUGAGAUGUUGACCAGCAAUGUUUCUUCAACGGUACAAUUGCUGGAUGAAAUUCGGAGAGAUCCCAAAAAAUUUAUUUGCUUGAAUGACGAUAUGGACCCUAUUAGGCAUUCUGAAAAUGAAGUCGUUCGUGCCUUGUUGAAUGAUUUCUAUCGUUCGUUAUAUCCGUUGCGAAGUACUUUUGAAUUGCCAGCGCAGUAUCGAAAUCGUUUCUCUCAUAGACACGAGCUUCUUGAGUGGCGAGCGAAUCGUGCAAAAGCUAGGAAUUUAUUAUUAUGCCUUGUGGCAUUGCUUCUUUCCCUUACAUUUUAUCACAUGUUCUAUCAUCAUAUACGUAGAUUAUGCAGAACUCGAGAGUUAUCUAUAUUUCUUGUGUGAAGAAUUAAUAAUAAAUCUAAACCAUAUGCGAAUAUAAAGUUUUAUAACGGAAAACUGAUAACGAUAUAUAUAUAUAACGUUAACAUAAUUAAAAGAAUAAUAUUUAUAGAAAGAUCUGUAGGAUAAGGACUUCCAUUUGACAUUUUCUAAAACUAGAUAACUGUAUUUCUCUGUGAUAUGGAAUAAAUACUCUUUUUAUAUAAUUACAUUUUAAUAAAAGGCUGAAAACUAUAAUAGAAUAUGUUAAAAAAUACACAAGUAAUAAAUGUAUCUGAAGAUUACAAACAUGUCAUACUUAUGUACAUUAUUUUUCUUUUUUUGUUACAGUUGUAUUCUCUUUGUUAUAAAAUGAUGGAAUGUACAAGACUAUGAUAAUUAUUCAUGUAAAGAUGGACAAUUUAUGUGGCGAAUAUUUCGCGGUCCCACCAUGCCUUCUUGAAGUUUUGCGCACUCGAGCAUCCACGUUGCUACACUUGCGAUUUGCUCAGCUGGUAAUCGAGAUCCUAUACCUAUAUUUUGAUUUCGUAUCAAGACAAACUUCGAUAAGCCCCAUUACACAUAUGUAUAAAGA
This is a messenger RNA of Camponotus floridanus (Florida carpenter ant), 2876 nucleotides long. RefSeq names its product N-acetylglucosamine-1-phosphotransferase subunits alpha/beta (gene Gnptab). Gene Ontology annotation, biological process: N-glycan processing to lysosome; carbohydrate phosphorylation. Lineage: Eukaryota; Metazoa; Arthropoda; Insecta; Hymenoptera; Formicidae. The transcript is spliced from 7 exons. Gene Ontology annotation, molecular function: UDP-N-acetylglucosamine-lysosomal-enzyme N-acetylglucosaminephosphotransferase activity. Gene Ontology annotation, cellular component: Golgi apparatus. Bases 68 to 2305 code for a protein of 745 amino acids. The record is from RefSeq and is a predicted model, not a curated record.